GAACAUAAUCCCCAUGCAUUUUUUGUGGGUCAGUUCUGAGAAGUAACUGCAAAUGAAUGGGAUCUCGUGUUUAUGAAAUAUCUUUGUGUACGUUAUGGAGGGAAAAGUGACAUUGGCACUUUGAUGACCAAUUCUAUGUCAGGGAAUCCGUUGGGUUCUUUAUAGACAUACUCUAACUUACUUCUUACAGAAUUGAUCUUCUCCUUCCCAUAUUUACAGCUGAAGAGACAAGUUUAGGGUUAAACGUUUGUCCCGUGAUGAGGCAGCUAGUUAAGUGGCAGUUCACGCUGUUUCCAAAUGUCAUACUGCCUUGAGAGCAGUGUCCACUUAGACUGUGGGACUGAUAAAUAAUUUAGGUUUUUAUCGCUUUAAAAUAAUUUCAAACUUGCAUUUUGUCUUCUUCGACUUGAGGACUGCUAAAAUUUGAAAGGUAAAUUAGUAUCAUAUUUGUUCACAAAGCAUGUAAAACUAUUCUGUUUCACCCAAAAAAACAUAUAAACAUUGUAUAUUUUAAAUACAUGCACUUUGUUAAAAUGCGUAUUUCAGCACAUAAAACUUAGGUUAUUAUGCAAGUUCUAAUUAUGUUUUUUAGUUAUAAUAAAAUCUUACUUGAUCACAUUAAAUAUGCCAGGUCCAAUAUAAUGCUUCGGAAACAAAAAAAUUUACUUAUUCCCUACAAGGAGAUUCUGGAGUAGGAGAAGAAAAAUUCUAAGAUAUUUAGACAUUCACUGUAGAAUAACUUCUCAUGCAGAUACGAAGGCUCAAACACUGCUCUGGCCAGCUGGGCAGGAGACAUAUGAGGAAAAAGGACACAGAUCCUUCUGGACAGGGAAGUCUGAUCCGUUGAUGCCUGGAUCCAAUCAAAGGGGUUUAUGGUCUUCGGAGCAUUUUGUGGUGAGACAUGGAGCCCAUCAGCAUGACCACCCUGCCAAAUGCCUCAAACACAGACCAAGGCCACUGCAAGGGACAAUGCAAGGUGAUUCUGAUAACACUCUAUGGCGUGGUUUUGCUCGGAGGCACUACUGGAACAGUACUGAUGUCACGUAUGAUGUUCAAAAGGAAAAGCCAAUCAAUGAUUGCCAUGAUCGUUGUCAAUAUCAUAGUGCUGCACUCAGUCCUCCUGGUCAGCCUUCCAUUCCGCCUCAGCUAUUAUAUCUUAGAGGUCUGGGAGUUUGGAACCUUUCUCUGCCGAUUGGUCAGCAGCAUAUUAUAUGGUCAUAUGUACGUCACCUUUUUUUUCUACGUGGCCAUUGUCAUACUCCGAUUGCUCAUCUAUUUUAAGAAGCUCCAAAUGCAACAGUUGCAAAAGUGCCAUGCGGUAGUUUUAAGCAUUGUUAUUUGGACCAUGAGCGGCCUCAUUUUUUUGCCAAUAUUAUUUUUACAAUAUGGUAUAAAUCCAAGUUACUCAAAACAACGACGAUGCUUUGAGUUCUACAAAGAUAUCAACCGCAGAGAAUUCAUUAUCUUGAACUACUCUAUGAUUGUCAUCAUGAUCACAACGGUUGGGGUCCUCUUCCUGAUACAGAUGGGCGUCAUUCUCCAACAGACAAAAGCUCUCUGGCCUGACAUGUGGGCCCAUCAAGACUAUAGAGCUCAAAUCAAGAGCUUCUUCUUCCUCCUAGUAAUAGUGGUCUGUUUUAUACCCCAUCAUGUAUUCCGGGUACACUUUAUUCAAAAUUACUCAGAGAUAGACAAUUCUGAGUUAGUUCUUUAUAAUGAAAUUUUUGUUGCUUUAACUACUGUCUGUUGCCUGGAUAUGGUGUGCUUCAUAGGUGGAGUUAUCCAUUAAAUACUCCUCGUCACUUGCUUUGUAAUCAGCUUUUUACCAUUGUGACAAAAUAGUUUCAAAUGAAUGACUGCUACCAUGAUUCCAAAUGUUUCAAUGCUCUGCUCUUAAUUAUCACCAAAAUUGUUUUUCCAUGAAAAGGUAGAAGAUUGACAGUGUCCCCUCUUCUGAGAGAACGAUGAUCUGUUCUCCAUUAACUAUAGAAUAUAUUCAAUUUCCAUAGCUCUACACAAGUUGACCCCCAAAAUCCUUUCAACACUCAACUCCUACACCUUUUUCAGGAGAUACUUCUGCUAAGCACAACUAUUGCCUUUCUCUAUGCAGUAAUCCAGGCUGUUCUCUUUGCAUUUGCUCUUGCUGGGCUUUGAUCUUAGAAUGUUAUUUCCCUCCGUCUCCAAACUAUCUACUCAAGGUCCAGAGAACCUGAAGAUAUGGACUGUAGGAGACUUAACUUAUUCAACCGAUGCUCAACCUGAGAUACAUGCCUCUUGAAAAUGACUGAUAGUAAAGCUAUGGCUGCUGGCCAUGGUAUUUAGAGGAAAGAACCAGCUUAGAUCGUCAAAUGACUUAGAGGAAGUCCUUUCAGGAUUAAUUGAGCAUGAAUAUGGUUUGAUUCUGACUAAGACUUAGUAGGGACUCAGGAAACAGAAUGCCUCCCAGAUCCGUUCCAGACAUGGAACUGUUAAGCAGAAAAAGAAAUUGGAAAAGGUGGAAAGCAUCUGGACUUAGUCUAAGCAUGCUGGCAGACUAUAUUACAGCCCAAACCUUUGAGAAUGUGAGACUAUUCUUAACCUUGUUCAAGGCACCCUUUAUGACCAAGUAGUGUUAUAUAAUGAAAAUCAAUUCUGGUAUCAGUUAAAAUCAAUAAAAAUAACCAAGACAACCAACUUGGAUUGAGAUAAGUAGAAUCCAAGUGGGCCGUCUUUGUUAUUUUUAUUGCGUUAACUGAUACUUACCUGAUAUAGGAAUUGACAUGCUCUGGGGUGGCUGGGUGGCUCAGUAGGUUGAGUGUCCAACUUCAGCUCAGGUCAUGAGCUCAUGGUUCGUGAGUUCGAGCACUGUGUUGAGCUCUGUGCUGACAGCUCAGAGCCUGGAGCCUGCUUGGGAUUCUGUAUCUCCCUCCCUCUCUGUCCCUCCCUGGCUCAUGCUCUGACUCUCUCUCCCUCUCUCUCUCAAAAAUAAAUAAAUGUUAAAAAAAUUUUUUUAAAGCAAUUGACAUGCCCUUGUGAUUUGCUUAUAACAAUGCUACCUUUGAUAUUAAAUUUACUGACUCAAAUAACCAAACCCUUACGGUUGACAAGGCAGCAUAGUUUACACAAAAGAGUUUUGGAAUAAUCUGGGCAUGUGGAUUCAAAACUUUUUAGUAACUAUGGAAUCAUGGAUGAGGUAUUUAUAAUCUCUGAUCCCCACUGUCCUAUGCUAUAGGGUUUUGGUAAAGCUGAAACAAGAUAGCAACAGGUGUUAAACAAUGGCAUAGUGCCUGACAUCCCAUACUCAGGAUAAUAUUACUUACUCUCCUAAUCCAGGGGCAACUUUGUGCAAAUAACUUAAAAAUAGACCUAAAAUGUUGAUUCAUAUAAAAAUAAAUUUUAGAGGCUUAGAUGCUAUUGGUCAAUGUUAAUCUCAUACUUUGUGUCAUUAUUAAGUCAGUAACUAAAUGGAUGCUUAUUCCUCUUUUUGCCUAUAAUAACUUGUCAUUAUUAUUCUAUAAUUAUUAAUAAUACUUUAAAAUACUAUAGGAGAACCAUUUUAUAAUCCUGCUGUCACAGAACAAGAUAAAUAGUGGUGCACUUAUAUGCAAUCAGCGAAGGAAACAAUCAGCAAAACUAAAAGACACCUGACAGAAUGGGAGAAAUAUUUGCAAACGACAUAUCAGAUAAAGGGUUAGUAUCCAAAACGUAUAAAGAACUUAUCAAACUCAACACCCAAAAAACAAAUAAUCCAGUGAAGAAAUUGCAAAAGAUAUGAAUAGACACUCCUCCAAAGAAGACACCCAGAUGGCCAACAGACACAUGAAAAGAUGCUCAACAUCACUCAUCAUCAGGGAAAUACAAAUCCAAACCACACUCAGAUACCACCUCACACUGGUCAGAAUGGCUAAAAUUAACUCAGGCAACUACGGAUGUUGUUGUGGAUGCAUAGAAAGAGGAACACUUUUACACUGCUGGUGGGAAUGCAAAGUGGUGCAGCCAUUCUGGAAAACAGUAUGAAGGGUCCUCAAAAAGUUAAAAAUAGACCCAGCAAAUGCUGAUUCGAAGAAGCACAUGCACCCCAAUGUUUUUGGCAACACUAUCAACUAUAGCCAAAGUAUGGAAAGAGCACAAAUGUCCAUCAACUGAUGAAUGGAUAAAGAUGUGGUAUAUACAUACAAUGGAAUAUUACUUGGCCAUCAAAAGGAAUGAAAUCUUGCAAUUUGCAAUCAUGUGGAUGAAACUAGACUGUAUUAGGCUGAGCGAAAUAAGUCAGUCAGAGAAAGACAAAUAUUAUAUGAUUUCACUCCUAUGUGGAAUGUAAGAAACACAACAGAUGAACAUAGGGGAAGGGAAUAAAAAAUAAGAUAAAAACAGAGAGUGAGACAAACCGUAAGAGACUCUUGAAUACAGAGAACAAACUGAGGGUUGCUGUCGAGGUGUUGGGUGGGGGGUGGGCUAAAUGGGCAAGGGGCAUGAAGGAGGGCACUUUUCCAGAUGAGCACUGGGUGUUAUAUGUCAGUGAUGAAUCACUAAAUUCUAUUCCUGAAAUUAUUAUUACACUAUAUGUUAACUAACUUGGAUUUAAAUAAAAAAAAUACCACUUUUGGGGGCACCUGAAUGACUCAGUCAGUUGAACUUCCAACUCUUGAUUUCAGCUCACAUGAUCUCAGAGUUGUGAGAUCAAGCCCCGUGUUGGACUCUGCACUGAGCAUGGAGCCUGUUUAAGGUUCUCUCUCUCCCUCUGCCCCUCUCUCCCCCCUCAUGCACUCUCUCUCUCUCUAAAAUAAAAUUUAAAAAAUGUAGUCACUUUUUAAGGGGAUCUGGUAAUGUCCUAAGUAACUUCAAGAUUGAUUGUGAUUGAUUGUGUAACUUUAGGAUACAGUCAGUACUCAACUUACCACUCUGUUGGGUUCUACGAAUUCCUUUUAAUAUCGCGGACAGCAGAGCUAAGACGGCCUCUAAUGGUCCCUGCCUAAUAUUACUGCCCCUGUGUCAUCUCCCCUGUUAUGGACUAUUGACUUCUUAGGAAGUAAAGAGGGCAGAGAAAUGAGAUAUCGCUUCCAAUGUUAGUGUAUAAAAAGACUAUGGCUUCCAUCCUUGGCACUCUUUGUCUUUCUUGCUGUCUCUUGGAUUCCUUCACCCUGGAGGAAACCACCUGCCAUGUCAUGGAAGCACGUGUGGCAAAGAAUCAAGACUUUCUCACAGCCACAUGAGUGAACUUGGAAGUGGAUCUUCUGAGACCUGCCGGUAGACCUGGAAUGAGCUCAGAAGCAGAUCCUCUCCUACUUGAGUCUUGAGGUGAUGCCAGCCCUGGCUGGUGUUGAGUGGAGUCUCAUGAGAGAUCCCGAGCCGGAACUACUCGGUUUAUCUGUUCCUGGAUUCCUGACAUAAAACUAUGAGAUGAUAAAUGUGUGUUGUCUGAAUCUAGUAAGUUUCAGAAUAAUGUAUUAUGCAGCCAAAGGUAGCAAAUGCAGUAAGUGAGUUAUUUACACCUGUGCAAUGUUGCCACUUAAGGCACUGGUGUCUGACAUUUACAAUUCACUAGUUAGUUCCUGCCUGCUCCAGUCGUGCAUGGUGACAAGCACAUCCUCGCCUGUUCUCUGAGUCAAUAAGAACUGUGUCUGGUAUUGUAUAAGCUUUACUUCUGUCCCUGAAGAAUAGGAAAAUAAUGAUACUCUAUGGAAAUGCAUUGGGGUGGUUUAGGGGGAAGAUUGCAAAGGGGACAGCGUGGGCAGGGAUUGUUUGUUGGUCAUACUGACGUAUGGAUUCCUGGUGCUCCAGAUGUGAUUCCCAGACCAUCACUAGCAGCAGCAGCAUCUGGGACCUUAUUAAUAAUGCAAACUCUUGGGGCACCUGCAUGGCUCAGGCUCAGUUGGUUGAGUGUCCAACUUCAGCUCAGGUCAUGAUCUCAUGGUUUGUGAGUUCAAGCCCCUCAUGGGCUCUCUGCUGUCAGCGUGGAGCCUUCUUGGGAUCCCCUGUCCCUCUCUCUCUGUCCC
Acinonyx jubatus (cheetah) is the source of this 5975-nucleotide messenger RNA. RefSeq names its product probable G-protein coupled receptor 141. The transcript is spliced from 2 exons. The coding region runs from base 902 to 1789 and encodes 295 amino acids. NCBI's taxonomy places the organism in Eukaryota, Metazoa, Chordata, Mammalia, Carnivora, Felidae. Gene Ontology annotation, cellular component: membrane. Gene Ontology annotation, biological process: G protein-coupled receptor signaling pathway. The record is from RefSeq and is a predicted model, not a curated record. Gene Ontology annotation, molecular function: G protein-coupled receptor activity; oxysterol binding.